This is a messenger RNA of Petromyzon marinus (sea lamprey), 1698 nucleotides long. RefSeq lists its product as uncharacterized. The record is from RefSeq and is a predicted model, not a curated record. NCBI's taxonomy places the organism in Eukaryota, Metazoa, Chordata, Hyperoartia, Petromyzontiformes, Petromyzontidae. Gene Ontology annotation, molecular function: protein dimerization activity.
CGGCACCCUCCACCUCCGCUCCAACACCCCCACACCCGUGCGCCUCAUCCACGUUUUCGCGAACAGCCGACAAAUCGCGCCCGAGCGCCCCCCCCCUCCCUGCACCACAUCAAGUAACUUUACAGCUCCGAGGUCCCCUCUGACAGUGCUCAGCACCCCUUCUCGUCCCCCACUCGCUGUGACCCCCCCCCCAUCCUCGAGACGCUCAUUUAGGCGGCCGCCGCGCCUCUCCCAGCGCCACAUUCCCCGCCGCUCCGUCACCGAGUCGACACUGGAGCGCGCUGGUCGCUCCGCGCCGUGCGAUCCCUGCGUCUCGGCACCACGCGACCCCUAGGCGACUGACACCGCUCAGAGUGCCGGACUCAACCGCGGCAUCCAUCGCAGGACCAGCAGGAGGGAGGAGGGCGCUGCUUGUUAGCCGAAGCUCUCCUCCGCUCGCUCACUCUACGCGCGCUCCGACGCCCCCCCCCCCAACCCCGAAACGCGACUCCGCUGGGGAGAACCGAACGUGGAGACGAAGAGGAAGACGCUCGCGUCCAAUGAAUGCCGCCGCCGUCUUCCCGUGGGACCUGCUGGGCCCGAGUCCGGUCGGUGUGGAGCCAUUGCGGGCGGCCGCUCUGCGACUCGCGCCGCGACCGCCGCCUCCAGACGGCGGUAGCGGCGCGAGUCCCGCAGCCUUCCCACGCCACGUGGGGCCGCAGAGAGGACGAGGGGAGAAGCGCAAGCUGCGAAAGGCCCUGGUGGAGAAGGACAGACGGCACCGCAUGAACGAGAGCUUCCACGAGCUCAAGCAGCUCAUGCUGCGUCUCUGCGACGGCGGGGCGGAAGCAGCAACAAAGAAGCAGCAGCAGCAGGCGCAGGCGUGCGCCUCACAGCAGCAGCAGGACCGCAGGCUGGAGAAGGCGGAUGUCCUGGAAGGAGCCGUCGCUUUCAUCCGCUCGUCCAUCCUGGCUGUGCAGGAUCGCGGCCUGGAUGCGCUCACAGUGCAGCCACAGCAGCCAGGCGUAGCCGCUCUCCAGCAGCAGCUGGAGGCAGCUACGAAGCCUCCUGGCGCAGCGCGGACACGCGUCCCAACGCCGGCCUCGUCCCCGGCCUCCCCGGACCUCGCUACCGAGCAGGUGGCGCGCGGGCCCCACGGAUGCGAGCAGCAGCAGCGGCAGCGGCACGGGAGAGGAGGAGCCGUGAAGGUGCUGAAGGCGGAGCUGGGAGUCGGCGUGUGGAGGCCAUGGUGACGCUGUGGUCGAGGCAGGCCUUGACUGAGGCGUGCGUAAUGGGUGCGCAUCAUCACGACUAUGACUACUACAAUACUACUACAGUACUACUAGUUGUACUACUACUACAAGUAGUACAACUACUCGUGGUGGCUUCACGACGGCCUCGCCGUGCGCGCGAUGCGAGUCCCUGCAGGGCACGCGGUGCCCGUGUCGCAUUUCUCUUUCACUUCAUCUAUGAAACGUCUGUAACUUCUUAAGUUCAAGUUUUACUUCAUAUCCACAACUUACGUUAAACUAUUCCAUAUAUCAUCAAUAUAUAAUAUCUGUUAAAUCACUCUCCUAAAUAUCUGUAAUUUCCCCAUAUCUGUUGGUACUGUUAUCUGCUGCCCAUUAGCCUUUAUUUAUUUUUGAUAAUUUAUAUUGAAUAUUUUAUUUUUGAGAGCUUGUAUGACAGCAUGCCUUUUAAUAAAAUUUUAUAGUCUGC